Messenger RNA from Drosophila rhopaloa, 2183 nucleotides. Its product is annotated as scoloptoxin SSD14. The transcript is spliced from 4 exons. Gene Ontology annotation, molecular function: glutathione gamma-glutamate hydrolase. Gene Ontology annotation, cellular component: plasma membrane. Gene Ontology annotation, biological process: glutathione catabolic process. The coding region runs from base 247 to 1986 and encodes 579 amino acids. The record is from RefSeq and is a predicted model, not a curated record. NCBI's taxonomy places the organism in Eukaryota, Metazoa, Arthropoda, Insecta, Diptera, Drosophilidae.
UAGCACCAUCAGUCGAUCGCAAGUGGUGCUCGCAGGCGGGAGCUGCUGGAAUCGAACGGAACUUUAUUGGCCUCAAAAAUCGCCGAUCACUUCUUCAUCUGUUGUUAAUAUUUUUUUCCGUGCUUUUGAAACUUUGUUUUUCUGUGUUUCGGUGUUUUUUGGCCAAGGCUUUUAACUUUUGACGGUUUCGCUCAUAAAUAUUACCUCCUUGUAAAUAUAUACAAAUCGCUGUGCCAAUCACGUAAAAUGAGGUUAGUGUGGAGCAAGAAGCUCUUCCUGUGGCUGCUGCUGGCGGCCUUGAUUGUGACCGCCCUGACUUUGGGUCUGGUCUUCGGGCUGCGGGAUCGGGAUGCGCGCUACAUCAGCGGCGCGGUGGUGUCCAACGGAAUCGGAUGCGCCGCCGUCGGGGGCGAUGUGCUGACCGACGGCGGUUCGGCGGUGGACGCCUCCAUCGCCACGCUCCUCUGCGAGGGACUGCUGCUGCCCCACUCCAUGGGCAUUGGCGGGGGCUUCGUGGCCGUCAUCUACUCGCGGAGCACUCGCAAGGUGGAGACCCUGAUUGCCAGGGAAUCGGCACCGGCGUCCGCGCACAAGGACAUGUUCGUGGGCCAGUCGGAGAUCACGGGCGCCUGGGCGGGAGCUGUGCCCGGCGAGAUCCUGGGCUACUGGGAGAUGCACCGUCGCUACGGCAUCCUGCCCUGGAAGCGCCUCUUCGAGCCGUCCAUCAAGUUGGCGCGAGAGGGCCACGUGGUGUCCCGCUAUCUGGCCUCUGCCAUCCAGCAAAAGAUUGACAAUAUCCGGGCGGAUCCCGGUCUGUCCGCCGUGUUCCUUAAUGGAAGCGGUGACCCCUUCGUGGAGGGCGACUACAUGAAGCGCCCCGCCCUGGCGGACACGCUGGAGAGGAUUGCCGAGAACGGGGCCAAGGAGUUCUACGACGGCGGCGAGACGGGUCGCAAGUUCAUCGAGGACAUCCGCAGCAUGAACGGCACCCUCACGGAGCAGGACCUGCGCGACUACAAGGUCCGCUGGGAGAGCGAUGGCCACGUGGCGGCCCACGUGAGCAACAGCUACACCCUCUACUCCACGCCCAUGCCGAGCAGCGGGCCAGUGCUGACCUUCAUCCUGAACCUGAUGGCCGGACUGCACACGGAGGACGAGCAGGUCUACUGGCAGCGGGCCGUGGAGGCCUUCAAGCACGCCUACGGACAGCGCACCAAUCUGGGCGAUCUCUACGCCGAUCCCGUCAGCAAUGCCUCCAUCAAUGCCACGCUGGAGCAGAUGCUGCAGCCGGAGUUCCUGGAGAGCAUCAGGAAGCUGAUCCACGACGACCACACUUCGCAGGACUAUCUCGACUACGGCGCCAACUUCACCAUAGAGGCGGAUCACGGCACCGCCCACAUGAACGUCCUGGCCACCAAUGGAGAUGCCGUCUCCAUUACCAGCACCAUCAAUAACUAUUUUGGCUCCAAGGUGGCCUCUCCGCAGACGGGCAUCAUCCUGAACGACGAGAUGGACGACUUCUCCACGCCGGGCGUGAUCAAUGGCUUCGGGGUGCCCGCCUCGCCGGCCAACUACAUUUAUCCCGGCAAGCGGCCCAUGUCCUCGAUGAGUCCGUGCAUCGUGGUCGACCAGGAUGGCAAUGUGCGUCUGCUGGUUGGAGCAGCAGGUGGCACUCGCAUCACCACCAGUGUGGCAGCUGUGAUCAUGAAGUACCUGCUCCGCGGAGAAUCCUUAACGGCGGCGGUGAACAAUGGCCGUCUGCACCACCAGUUGGCUCCCAUGCGCGUGAGCUAUGAGCACGAGGUGGACGAGAGUAUCACCUCCUACCUGCAGCAGGUGGGCCAUGUGAUGUACGAGGAGCCCGCCGGGUCCAGCUUCGCCGCAGUGACCGCCAUUGGAGCUCUGGAGCAGCCGGAGCCCUUCUACGAUCGCCGUCGCAUCGGCAGCUCGCUCACCCUGGCGAAAACCAACAAGAUGCAGCAUUAGAUCGGGCCUCCCGUGAUGAGGUCCUGAUUCCGUGAUUUUAUUUAUUUAGCCUAGUCCGUAAGUGGCGUGUGGAAGCCCUGUAAAUAAUCGUUAGCAGUAUUUCGAAUAGAGAGUACCGUCGAAAAUUCGUUUUAUGUACAUAACAGGCUGUGAUUGCCCAAAUAGCCAAAUAAAUGGAUUUUUAUUUUGAUACAGUA